AUGAGGCUUAGGGGCAAGGCUGCCGCCCCGUGGCGCAUCCUGCUGUCUGUCUUAACCUUGACAGCAGCUGUCCAAGCAAAGGACGAGCCGACAAUCAAGGUUACCACAAUCAAGCAUCCUCCCAUCAACCUGAAUUACUUCGAAGACUCCGACUCUAUCCUCUACCACGAUGUCUCCGAACGAAACAUUUAUCGGUCCGACGAUGCGGGCGUGUCGUGGAACAAGGUCUCAGACGUCCCUGGCGAAAAGGCCUACAUGCUCACGAUGCACGAAUUCGACAAGAGCCGCGCCUACAUAAUCACCGAAGGCAAAGAACACUGGAAGACCUCCGACAAGGGCAAAUCAUGGCAGAAAUGGGAGAGUGUCGCCGGCACCAGCGCCUUCCGCGAGGACAUUCUCCAUUUCCACGCCGGCGACCCGGAUCGCAUCAUCUUCAACGGCAUGGACUGCGCCGGCAUCUUUUGCGAAGAAGUCUCCAUGUACACGACGGAUGGCUUCAAGUCCAAAGCGAAGCCCCUCCGAUUCAACACCGCGGGAUGCUGGUGGGCCAAGUCUUCGGAUCUCUUCACAACUGGCAAGGACGAUCUCGAUAAGCAGCGGAUUCUCUGCAUUGUCCGCGACAGCUUCUCGCCUUUCAAAGAGGACCAAAGACUCUUCGCAUCUGACAAUUACUACGAAAAGAUUGAUAACAAGAUUCAAGAAUUCGAGCCGAACAUGGAUACAACCCGAGGAGUGCAGGGUGUCGUCAACUUGGCUGUGGUCAAGAAGUACUUGAUGGUUGCCACAUCAUCCCUGAACACGGAUGAAAUGGCCCUCUUCGUCACAGACGACACCAUCAAGUGGCAUCGCGCCAUGUUCCCUACCGAUCAUGGACACAAGAUCAACCAAGAGGCUUACACCGUCUUGGAAAGCACCAACUACAGUAUCCAGAUUGACGUCAUGAACACAAGGCCCUCGAACCCAAUGGGUGUCAUGUUCACAAGUAACUCCAACGGCACUUUCUUCAUUGAGAAUCUUGAGCACACAAACCGCAACUCUCGUGGUCACGUCGACUUUGAGAAGAUUACAGGUGUGCAGGGUAUUUUCAUCGUCAACACUGUGAAGAACUAUGAAGAGGUUGAAAAGGAUCCCAGGAAGGAGAAGCAAAUUGUCACCAAAAUUACAUUUGACGAUGGACGAAACUUCCACGGUCUGAAGGCGGGCGACGAUGAGCUACAGCUGCAUUCUGUCACUGAUCUCGACAACGUUGGUAGAGUGUUUUCCAGCCCCGCCCCUGGCCUUGUCCUCGGAAUUGGAAACAAGGGCAAGGCUUUGACCAAGUUUGGUGAGGGGGACGUUUACGUUUCCGACGACGCGGGUGUAAAUUGGAAGAAGGCUCUCGAUGGCCCUCAUAAGUAUGAGUUUGGUGACCAGGGCUCCAUCCUGGUAGCCGUCAAGGACUCCAACAAGGAAGAUGUGGGAGAAAUUCAGUACUCUUUGGACCACGGCGAGAAUUGGAAGAAAGCUUCGCUCCCGGAUGACCUGAAGAUCAAGCCCGAGCUGAUCACAACGACGCAAGACUCGACUAGUCUCAAGUUCCUUCUCGUCGGCAGGACCGGUGGCGACAGUGCCAAGUACCACAUCAUUGCGAUUGACUUUGAAGGUCUGCACGAGCGAACGUGUAAGGACGACGACUUGGAGGACUGGCACGCUCGCCCCGAUGCCGAUGGCAAGCCUACCUGCCUGAUGGGCCACAAGCAGACCUACCGCCGCCGCAAGAAGACGGCCGACUGUUUCAUGAAGCAGGAGUUCAAGGACCCUGUUCCCGUCACUGAAGACUGCGAGUGUACGGAUGCGGACUUUGAAUGCGACUACAACUUCGUCAAGGAUGGCGACAACUGUAAGAAGGUUGGCCCCAUCGUCGCGCCUGACAAUGCCUGCAAGAAUGCCAAGCCGGACGACACGUUCAAGGGCUCUUCGGGCUGGCGCAAGAUCCCAGGAAACACUUGCAAGCGCAAGAGCGGCGCACAAAAGGACGAUGAAGUUGAGCGAAAGUGCUCCGACGUUGGCGGCACUCCUAGUGCCCCUGCUGAUGGCAAGAUCAAGGCGGUCCAGCACGUCUUCAAGACAGACCUGAAGGACUUUGAAAAGAUUUACUUGGAGAGGGGUGACUCGAGCACUGAGGUUGACGAGACCAUUCUCGUCAGACCGGUCGAGUACGCUGGCAACAGCAUGCGAGCCGACAAGCAGAUUUGGCGAACAAAGGAUCAUGGCAAGACAUGGGAUAAGAUUCUUGAAGACGAGGAAGUGCGCGGCAUCUACCCGCACUACUACUUCAAGGACGCCGUGUUCUUCACCACCGACUCCAAGAAGGUCCUGUACACGAUCGAUCGUGCCGAGCAUUUCCACUCUUUCGAGGCGCCCACGAAGCCCGGAACGAGCAAUCCUCUCUCUUUCCACCCCGACAAGAAGGACUGGCUCAUCUGGAUAGGCGAGAAGUGCGAGAAGAUUGACGGCAAGGACCAGUGCUUCAAGGAGGCGUCGAUCUCAAGGGAUCGCGGUGACAAUUGGAAGACGGCCAUGCGCUACGUCCAGAAGUGCGAGUUCACCGGCCACUCGGCCUACAAGUUCCGCGAUAUGCGCCAAGUUGUUUGCCUUGCCCACAAGCGCGAGGACAAUGAGAAGGAUAACCCAAAGGUCAUCGUCUCCAGCAAGGACUUCUUCGAUGAGGAUAAGCAGUUCCACCAGUCAGAUGUAAAGGACUUUGCCACCAUGGCCGAGUUCAUCGUCGUUGCCGCAGAAGACAAAGAAAAGAAUGGUCUCCGUGCUCUUGCCAGCUUGGACGGCGUCAGCUAUGCUGAAGCACACUUCCCCGUCAACUUCAAGCCGGGCCACCAGAAUGCUUACACCGUAUUGGACAGCUCCACGCAUGCUGUGAACUUGUUCGUGGCCACCGAGACUACGGAAGGGCGCCGGCAGGGAAGCAUCAUCAAGAGCAACUCGAACGGAACCUCUUACGUCAUGAGUGCGCAGGCUGUCAACUGUAAUGAUGAAUACUAUGUGGAUUUCGAGAAGAUCACCGGCCUGGAGGGUGUCGCGCUUAUCAACACCGUCGCCAACAAGGACAAGAAGAACGAGCCGAAGAAGGUUCAAACCCAAAUCUCCCACAACGAUGGCUCGCAGUGGACUUUCCUUCCCCCGCCAAAAGCCGACAUUGAUGGCAAAUCUUACUCAUGCAGUAGCAGUGAGGGCGAUGAGAAGUGUGCGCUGCAUCUUCAUCAUUAUACCGAGCGAGCGGAUAAGAAGAAGACCUUCUCGGCUGCCACCGCGGUUGGACUCAUGUUUGGCUACGGCAACGUGGGCCCGAAUUUGGGCUCUGUCAAGGACGCCGAUACCUUCAUGACGACCGAUGCUGGCAUCACCUGGAAGAACGUUAAGAAGGGUGCUUGGACAUGGCAGUACGGUGACCAAGGAUCCAUUGUUGUCCUUGUCCAGCGGGCCAGCCGCGAGAACCCCGUCAAGACGAAGACUAUCCAGUACACCACGGAUGAGGGCAAGACCUGGAAACCGUUUGACUUCACCGACAAGGAAGUCACUGUCUUGGAUAUCUCAACUCUUCGCUCCGGAGCCUCGCGCAACUUCCUUAUCUGGUGCAAGGACGAUGGUGGCGAGAUGUUCUCUGUCAACGUCGACUUUACUGGCUUGAGCGACCGCCCCUGCAAGAAUGACGAGAACGGUGACUCUGACUACUACCUGUGGUCGCCCAAGCAUCCCUCGCAGCCCGAUGACUGCCUCUUUGGACACGUGUCAAAGUACCUGCGGAAGAAGGACGAAGCGAACUGCUACAAUGACCUCAAGGUCCAGCACCUCUACCAACUCCAAAACUGCACUUGCACCAGGGCCGACUAUGAAUGCGACUACAACUUUGAGUUGGAUGGCCACAAACAGUGCAGUCUUGUCGAAGGCAAAUCCCCCAUGUCGGCUGAGCAGUGGUGCAAGGAAAACCCCGAUGCCGUCGAAUACUACGAACCUACCGGUUAUCGUAGAAUCCCGCUCACCACCUGUGACGGAGGUCAAGAAUUCGAUAAGCAGGCCAACGUCCACGCCUGCGCCGGCAAGGAAGAGGAGUUUGAGAGGCGGCGCAGAACGUCUGGCAUUGCAAUCUUCUUUGCGGUCGUCAUCCCUAUCGGACUCGCAGGUGCCAUUGGUUGGUGGGUAUACCAGAACUGGAACGACAAAUUUGGCCAGAUCCGGCUGGGCGAGUCGCCGAACCUGGACAACGACGCGCCGUGGAUCAAGUACCCGGUCAUCGCCCUGUCGGCGGUGGUUGCCGUCGCGGCGGCCCUGCCGCUCGUCGCCUCGGCGCUGUGGAGGCGCGCCACCUCUGCUUACGAGAGUGUGAGCGGCGGAAGCAGGGGCAGCUGGCUCAACGGGCGGGGCAACCGCAGGUUCACGACGAGGGACAGUUUUGCGCGGGGCAGAGGAGAUUACGACAUUGUCGACGACGACGAGGGCGAGCUCCUUGGUGACGAUAGUGACGAGGACGUAUGA
Messenger RNA from Colletotrichum acutatum, 4530 nucleotides. Its product is annotated as vacuolar protein sorting/targeting protein 10. The transcript is spliced from 2 exons. Gene Ontology annotation, molecular function: protein binding. Gene Ontology annotation, cellular component: Golgi apparatus; membrane. Bases 1 to 4530 code for a protein of 1509 amino acids. The record is from RefSeq and is a predicted model, not a curated record. NCBI's taxonomy places the organism in Eukaryota, Fungi, Ascomycota, Sordariomycetes, Glomerellales, Glomerellaceae. Gene Ontology annotation, biological process: protein targeting to vacuole; Golgi to endosome transport; Golgi to vacuole transport.